Prionailurus viverrinus (fishing cat) is the source of this 4535-nucleotide messenger RNA. RefSeq names its product PBX/knotted 1 homeobox 2 (gene PKNOX2). The transcript has 16 exons. Gene Ontology annotation, biological process: regulation of transcription by RNA polymerase II. The record is from RefSeq and is a predicted model, not a curated record. Lineage: Eukaryota; Metazoa; Chordata; Mammalia; Carnivora; Felidae. The coding region runs from base 1182 to 2600 and encodes 472 amino acids. Gene Ontology annotation, molecular function: RNA polymerase II cis-regulatory region sequence-specific DNA binding; DNA-binding transcription factor activity, RNA polymerase II-specific.
CCCAGUCAUUAAGGGUCCCUAAACCCCACCCCCACCCCGCGAAGGGAACAGAGGCCGAAGCACAAGUUGUGACAGCAUCAUGUUUUCAUUUGUCCUUACCUCGCCCUAUUUUAUUUGGGGUUAUUCUUCCGUCAGCCCUAGGAAGUAGACUAUGGCAAGGGUCAUUUUUCUCAUGGGGCAGACUGAGGAAGCAAGGUCGGGGUCAUAAAGUAAAUCUGUAGCCACACCUCCAGGCAGCUGGAACUGCACUUACCUAACUGCAGACUAAAACUUGCCGUGAUUUUGCUCCAAAGCUAUGUAUGGCUGUUAGACCAAAACAUCCAUAAAUCAGGCCAACCAAAGGAAAUAGGACAGAGGACGCAUGCUCCACUGCUGAAUCAGGAAGCGAAAACAGACAACAAUCAAAACAAACAAUACCAAAUUUGAGAACUACAGUAUCUGAACCUUUGACCUGAGACAAAGUUCUGAAACAUCGUGAAGCAAACCAUUCUUGGAACACUGACUCUGUGAUUUAGGGAAUUUAGCUCCCAGGUCAUAGCUUUAUGAGUAAAAUGGAAGAAGAUGGUUGAAUUCCACUGAAUACUGAGAGGAGGCUAUAGAGCAUCGAACAGCAGGAAGAGCUGUUACCACUGUUGCCACUGGCCCUAGCCUCUGGGUUCACAGUCCAGCCAUUCUCUCUGCGGAGCUGACAUAAAGCGACCAACCAGCAAGAGAAGGAUUCCGAGAAUGGCAUGUCCAGAAUAAGACCCACAUAAAGAGAAAACAUGGAGUGGAGCCAGAGCCACAGCCAAUAUAUAACAUGAUGAGAGAUAAACCUUUGUGUGGUGACUGGAAUUCGCAUUCCAGGUGAUAAGGCCCUCAACUGGGAUGGGGAAAUGAUGGAGAAAGAAGUUCCAUUCAAGUCAACUCAGCAAGUAGUUCUUUAAUAUGUUUUGUGGACUAAGCACCGUACCAAGGUUCUAAGGAUUCUAAGAUGAAAUAGGUGAAGUCUGGAGCAGGAUUCUGAGGCUUUCUGUCCUCCAUGCCGCUCACCAGAAAAGGGACUGUGAACUGUGCUCUGGCACCAGGUGACAGGAAGAAUUUCUGGCCCAGCUGGGAGUGAGAAGAGGGAGUGAGUCUCCUGAGGGCCAUCCUCGAGUCCGCCAGGAUCACCCAAACAAUCCUCGAUGUGAAUCAAUCCCAUGAUGCAACAUGCCUCCCCAGCCCCCGCUCUGACGAUGAUGGCCACGCAGAAUGUCCCUCCCCCACCCUACCAGGACAGCCCACAGAUGACAGCAACUGCUCAGGCACCCUCUAAGACCCAGGCUGUCCACAUCUCCGCACCCUCAGCUGCUGCCAGCACGCCUGUGCCCAGUGCCCCCAUUGACCCCCAGGCCCAGCUGGAGGCUGACAAGCGAGCUGUGUACAGGCACCCUCUUUUCCCGCUCCUGACGCUGCUGUUUGAGAAAUGUGAGCAGGCCACCCAGGGCUCUGAGUGCAUCACCUCCGCCAGCUUUGAUGUGGACAUCGAGAACUUUGUCCACCAGCAGGAGCAGGAGCACAAAGCCUUCUUCAGCGAUGACCCAGAACUGGACAAUCUGAUGGUGAAGGCAAUCCAGGUCCUGAGAAUUCACCUGCUGGAAUUGGAGAAAGUCAAUGAACUCUGCAAGGACUUUUGUAACCGCUACAUCACCUGCCUCAAAACCAAGAUGCACAGUGAUAACCUGCUCAGGAAUGACCUCGGGGGACCCUACUCCCCCAACCAGCCCUCCAUAAACCUUCACUCACAGGACCUCCUGCAGAAUUCCCCCAAUUCCAUGUCUGGAGUCUCCAAUAACCCCCAGGGGAUUGUGGUCCCAGCCUCAGCGCUCCAGCAGGGCAACAUCGCCAUGACAACCGUCAACUCCCAAGUGGUGUCAGGUGGAGCCUUAUACCAGCCGGUUACCAUGGUAACCUCCCAGGGUCAGGUGGUCACCCAAGCAAUCCCCCAGGGAGCCAUCCAGAUCCAGAACACACAGGUUAACCUUGACCUCACCUCCCUCCUGGACAAUGAGGAUAAGAAGUCCAAGAACAAACGAGGAGUCUUGCCCAAGCAUGCCACCAAUAUAAUGCGUUCUUGGCUCUUCCAACAUCUCAUGCACCCCUACCCCACGGAGGAUGAGAAGAGGCAGAUCGCAGCCCAGACAAACCUCACGCUCCUGCAAGUAAAUAACUGGUUCAUCAAUGCCCGGAGGCGCAUCCUGCAGCCCAUGCUUGAUGCCAGCAACCCAGACCCUGCCCCAAAAGCCAAGAAGAUCAAAUCGCAGCACCGGCCCACCCAAAGAUUCUGGCCCAACUCCAUUGCUGCAGGGGUGCUGCAGCAGCAGGGUGGUGCGCCAGGGACAAACCCCGAUGGUUCCAUUAACUUGGACAACCUGCAGUCCCUGUCCUCAGACAAUGCCACCAUGGCCAUGCAGCAGGCUAUGAUGGCCGCACACGAGGACUCAUUGGAUGGGACAGAAGAAGAAGAUGAGGAUGAGAUGGAAGAGGAGGAGGAAGAGGAGCUGGAGGAGGAGGCCGACGAGCUUCAGACGACAAAUGUCAGCGACCUGGGCUUGGAACACAGUGACUCCCUGGAGUAGUUGGCAGCCCAGCUGGCACUGGUCACCGAGCAGGAGAGGAGUGUCGUCAGGAGGGCUUCAGGGUGGGGGGGAGGGGGGCACGGGCAGGCAGCACCGAGGAAGUUGGGCCCUAGCUUCCCCAGAUCAGUAGCUUGAAGAAAUGCAGAGCAGACGCCUGCUCCUUCCCAAACCACCAAGCUUCAAUGAGUACCCCAGCCCCACUUCCCUAGAACUGCAGAGGACUCCGUUUGCGGGGCCGGUCAAGCAGCCCAUACGGAAAGGUGGGAGUGAGAGCUGGACUCACCAAAUCCCUGAGGACAGAUGGCACCCACGGCCCCCCCACUGAAGGACUUGAGUCGUUUACAAGCCCUGCACUGUGAGGCAGAUCGGUGCUGUUCAACAGAAUGAGCCUUGCCAGGGACACAGUUAGAAGGAAAGGGAGAGUCAAGGGCAUCUGGAUUCCACCCCCGGAAGGUUCUCAGCUCCUCUGAGAGACAUUCAAGGGCAGGAGGAGCCCAGACGCAUCACCAGUGGCUAGCAGAGUGGGAGGCCCUGAGGUCUGCCGACCACAGCUCCCUGGGGCUCCCGCUCAUUCCUCCAAGGACCUGUCUCAGGCACGGGCAAUCACGGACUUGGGAGAGAGGGUAGGAGCCACCACAGCCACCUUCUCUCUCUCUCUCUCUCUCCCCAAAAUGGAUGGUCAGCUGGCAGGCUCAGAUCGUAGGGGGUUGAGCGGAAUCCCUUCCCCUGGGUUGGCUCCAGGACCCAAGGAGAUGGCACAACCUGAGCUAGGAGCCAUAUCAAGGUGACUCUGGGGACCACAGCCAUCCCCAGGUGGUCACAGAGCUCAGCUCCCAUAACAACAGGACAGUGGUGUCUUAUCCCAGGUGUUCCAGCCCUCAGCCCCCCAUGGCUGUUGCCCUGCUCCCAGGCUGGCCUCACCAGCCCCAUUCUCUCUUCUUCAUUCUUCAGAGAAGGCAGAAGAAACAUUGGAAAGAAGCAUCCAGUCCAAUGGGAAGCCAGGGGUUGGCGAAGGUGCUACAUCCCUCUUCCCAUCAAUAUCCAAAGUGUGGGCCAGGGCCCAGAGCCAGGCGGUGCCCCACCCCACACGUCUCACUGAUCUAGCCACCACCACGACGCACGGCACUGGAGGCACUGGGGCUCCCUCGAGGAGGAGGCUUUCUACCACCUGCCCUAACUCACACCCUCCCGCCCAACUUCCGGGCCCCCAUGAUUGGCACCCCUCCUCCCCUCCUGCUCCACCCCUUGGCUGUGAAUGAUGGGACUGGUCACACGUGUGUUUUCCAUUGGAUUUAAUUUAAUGGACUUGCAGUUUCAUUUGUAAAUUGUGCGUUGGCCAUCUCCUUCAGUGGCAGGAUGCGAGUGGCUACCUGGCUCCACUUGAGGGGACCCCUCAGGGCCCUCUGGGGCUUCCCCUCCCCCUCCUGGUUGGGGUGGAGCAAAAGGAUGGUCGCUUUCCUGAGGUCUCCCUGAGAUGAAUGUAUUUCUCCCCCAAAAGAGCUGAUAUUUAAUGUUUUAAUAGGGAUUUUUGAAAAACAAAUAACCUUAUUUAUAAUCUGGGUGAUCCAAUCAUUUUUUACUCCCUUUUGAUGCCAUAGGUAGAGGAAAGUCUAGCUUUUUUGGCGUGAGACUUUUGCAAUGUGCAGUGGGAUAAAAUACAUUUCCUUUUCUUCAUUUUUCUUGUUCUCUCUCUCUCUUAUUCUCUCUCUCUCUCUCUCUGUCUCUCACACACACACACACACACACACACACCCUUUCACCUACCACUUUGGACAGCGACCUGCCCCGCACAGGCACACCCGCACACAUGUGCCCACACAUCCUCCUCCAGCCCCUCCACCUGCCUAAUGUUAUGCAACCUCCUUCUGAUGUAUCCACCAAACCAGUACUGAAUGUGGCCGAGAAGUUUUCAGUAAAUCUUAUUACCUACCAUAA